AUUGGUUGUCUUGCAGCGUGUCUCCUCCCGCUCCUGUCCCGGAAGAAGGAAGAGAUUUCGCACAGGGAAAGAGAGAAGUCUGUUGACAGCAGAAAUCCCACCCAGGCCACUGAUAAGUUUCAACACAUUGUACUUUCUUAUUGAAUCUGCACAGCAUCGCGUUCUGUUAUUUGGACGUAGCAGGAGCAAUCAAGGUAUGGAAUAUGGCAGCAACUGAAACGCAGCUUAUGUUAAGCGUCGGAUUAAUAGAGAAAGAUGUGAAUGGAGACACACUGUGGGUAUGGUGCUAUCCCUCUGUGGGCUCAGACCUGAGGCAAGUCCUGCUCAGCAAGUGCUGUCUGACACAGGACAGCCGGGAUUUCCACACCUUUGUGUUUGGUCAGUUCUGUCGCAUCUGGUACUACAUUACCACAGUGGAGGUGCAGGAACCUACAGCACUAAACAAGGUCACUCAUUUUUCAAUAGUUGUUACAGCAAAAGACUUCAACCCUGAGAAGUAUGCUGCACUUAGUAGAAUACUCUGCAGGAUGUACACCAAACAUGGCAGUCCAGUGAAGAUGAUGGAGGCUUAUGUCACCGUGCUCACCAAAGGAAUUUGCCAGAGUGAUGAAAACGGCUCAUUUCUAAUUAAGGAUUACGAUGUUCGGAAAGCGUACUUGGCUGGUUCAGUUAAAGAUGUUGUGUCUCAGUUUGGUAUGGAGACAAUCAUCCUGUAUACCGCUCUCAUGCUGAAGAAGAGGAUCGUUGUCCAUCACCCUCGGAUUGAAGCGUUGUUGGAGUUUACAAGAGUUCUGCCGACUCUGACGUGGCACAGGAAAGACUGGUCCAUCCUGCACCCGUAUGUGCACCUGACUGAUGCUGAGCUAGAGGAUCUCAAGAAAUGCCCUGGAUAUGUAGCAGGAUUUGUAGAUCCGGAAGUAAGCAACAGAUCAGACUUGUUUGAUGUGUACGUGAACCUCCCAGACAGUGUCAUCACAGUAUCCCAGAGUGCCAAAGAGGCCAUGGCUAUGGGGAAGUUGCACAAGGACAUCGGCCACCUUAUUGUCCAGUCUGCAGAGGAUGCUGAGAGAUCAGAUAGUCAGGUCAUUAAGGAUAUUUCUGUCAAGACUAAAGAGAUCCUUGCCAACUUGGUGGCCCUGGCUGAUGAGUGCGAAGACUCUAAAAUCACAUUGGAAGGUUUAAAGCAGCAUCAUUUCCCUCCGGCGACGGAGAACUUCCUCUUUCAUUUGGCAGCUGCCGAGCAGCUCUUACGGAUAUAGACCUGUUCUCAGACACCGUGCUGCAGGAUGACGUUACUGUCAGCAGCAUGCUGUUCUGUUUGUUGGGAUGAUUACUGUUGUCUGAAAGGCUUCUGCACACGCUCACUGUUACCAUUAGAGUGUGCACAAGCCAAUUUUCUUCUCACAGUAAUCUUCACGUGAGGUAGGAGGGUGUCCCCAGCACUGAUAUGUGACAUAAGCAGUACCAGGAUGUUUUACAUUAUAGCGUGAAAGGCUAGCCAUAGGCUUGGCUAUGUAAGGGAUAAUGUAGAGCGAGAGGGCCAUUAUUGCAAAGUAAAGCCCGACCGGGUGAUGCAGGACCCAACGUGAAAGGGUUAAAAUUGCAAAAGUUGACCCGCUCACUCAACAUUAUCCCACUUAUCACAAGGCUACUAAUUUUAACCCACAAUUUAGAUUUUAAAAUGAUUUUUAUUGAUUUAAAAAUGGUCCUCCAGAGUCUAUGAUCUCGACUGCGUCUAUAGCAGCCGUCUGCUAUUCAGAAAUGACAGACUGUAGAAUGGCCAAUCAGAAUUGAGUAUUCAUUGCCAAAAACAUUGUUAUUUCUUAAUACUAAUAUUUAUUAUAAUAUAUCUUAUUCCUUUGAGGUCCACAUUUGUCAAAAUUAAAAACACAUGUACUAUUGCACAGGUUGACAUAUUCCUUCAUUACCACGAACAUGGGAACUGUAGUUCAUUUUGAGUCAGUUCUGCUGCCAUAAAUACUCAAUCCAGUUCCAAAUGUGUAUUCAUCUGCAGCUGAAAAUAGUCUACAAAGAAAUGUACCAUUCACUCCUAUUUUAGUAAUUUUUGUUAAAAAAUGACAGUGCCCAGCUGUUUGAAGAAAUGGCCUUGUCUUUAAUGAAAGUAUAUAUUUGUGGCUUGUUUUUAAAGACUUGAGUCUUCAGUAGUAAGCAGUGGGCUUUGAGCGUAUUCAAAGACGGACUAACUUGCUGUUGAUUUUGGUCUUUUUAUGGGAUUUGGUGACAAUAAGAAAAAUAUAAGACUAUUCUAGCCUCGUCCUUUAACGUCAGUAGUUAUGGACAAUGGGGAGCUACAGUUUUUGGAGACAAAUAAGCUGGUACUUUUCUCAGCUGGUACAUCUGAUGGUGCUUUCCACAGGUUAGCUCCCACUCCACAUACAUACAUCACAAAUCUUAUUCCUGGUUGGAAAUAUUGGGUACUCGUGAAGAGUUUAUAUAUAUAUAUAUAUAUAUAUAUAUAUAUAUAUAUAUAUAUAUAUAUAUAUAUAUAUACACAUAUACAUACUCCAUUGUAACAAGCCGUUAUUGAGUUUGUUGAUAGAAACUCCAUUGUACGUGGUUAUCAGAUCACAACUGCAAUAGACAUUGCACAACGUGUGGAUUUAUUUACGUUUUUUUUUUAGCAAUGUCACAUUUUGUAUUUUACUAAUGACUUAAAUACAAGCAAACUGUGUUGUGUUGUGCGAGACUUUUUCAAACAGUGUUUUAUAAAAGUGAUGGAAAUAGAGCUGUUCCUCAUUAAUCUGCAACUGAUCAAAGGACAGUUGUUGCUUCCACGUCCACAUAGAUUUUUAUUGCAUUAUGUCUUACUGUUAUUACUGAUGUAUCAUUAGCGCUGUUGUUUUACAGGUGAGUGCAUUUUCAACCACAUUGCCAAAAGGAUGUUUUUUUUUUUUGUGCCUCAGUAUUUCAGUUAAGACACAGAGUGCAAUACAUAU
Messenger RNA from Perca fluviatilis (European perch), 2957 nucleotides. It is a transcript of the gene dennd10, whose product is annotated as DENN domain containing 10. The transcript is spliced from 10 exons. Gene Ontology annotation, cellular component: late endosome. Bases 204 to 1259 code for a protein of 351 amino acids. Gene Ontology annotation, biological process: regulation of early endosome to late endosome transport; protein transport. NCBI's taxonomy places the organism in Eukaryota, Metazoa, Chordata, Actinopteri, Perciformes, Percidae. Gene Ontology annotation, molecular function: small GTPase binding; guanyl-nucleotide exchange factor activity. The record is from RefSeq and is a predicted model, not a curated record.